AUGGCGUUAGCGCUCAGAACCACUGCUCCAUCUGCUGUUUCACCGACAAAGUGGCGAUCUGGGCGAAUUCACUGGUUGAAUGGGUUGCAACGUCAUCAUCAACAGCAGCAGUCCAAGCGACUAUUGUCUUCGGGCUUGCACCACCACCGUGGCUUGCAGCAAUCCUACGAUCUGGUGACUUCGAGGACAACGGAGAGGUACACACGUAUGCCUCCUGUCUUUCCAUCUAGGAGUCGGGACUGGUUAAUGCCGAUGACCAAGGGUUGUGACAGCCUUGAACUCCAACGACGCUGCUACCACUCGAGUUCUCAGCCCAACCGUUUGACGAUCGAAGAGGACUGGCCUAGACGAUACUCGAUCUUUGUGUCUACAUCUACGGAUCCAUAUUUUAAUCUUACUCUAGAAGACAUGUUGAGCUAUUCCGCCGGCAUGACCAUACCAAACCCUUAUUGCUUAUCUAUCGCGACACACCGUGUGUCGUUAUUGGACGUAAUCAGAAUCCUUGGAAGGAAGUCAACCUUCGAGAGUCUCGAAACCUCAAUAUCCCCUUCAUACGAAGAAGGAGUGGUGGAGGAACAGUCUUUCAUUUUUGACAGGAACGAGACCGCUCAAGUGGUCGUUCGCGCUAUCCGACAACUCGGCGUUGAUGCCAACGUGAACGACAGAAACGAUAUCUGUGUUGGAAAGGACAAGAUACGUUCAGCGUACAAGAUCGUCAACAAUAGGGCGUAUCAUCAUGGGACUAUGCUCAUUUCUACACGCUUGGAUACUCUCGGAGAUCUCCUUCGAGUUGCUAACAAGUUGUUCGCUGGCAGGGACCGCCCAGUCCACGCGCGUUUGUCUUGUGGUGGGACCCCUCGGACUGCGCCGAAAACAUACGCGGUCAAGAAGAGAUGUCUCUUACGCUUCGCUCGUUAG
This is a messenger RNA of Coprinopsis cinerea okayama7#130, 918 nucleotides long. Its product is annotated as lipoate-protein ligase A. The coding region runs from base 1 to 918 and encodes 305 amino acids. The record is from RefSeq and is a predicted model, not a curated record. Lineage: Eukaryota; Fungi; Basidiomycota; Agaricomycetes; Agaricales; Psathyrellaceae. The transcript is spliced from 5 exons. Gene Ontology annotation, cellular component: cytoplasm; mitochondrion. Gene Ontology annotation, biological process: protein lipoylation. Gene Ontology annotation, molecular function: lipoyltransferase activity.